Messenger RNA from Anguilla rostrata (American eel), 2464 nucleotides. It is a transcript of the gene socs2, whose product is annotated as suppressor of cytokine signaling 2. The record is from RefSeq and is a predicted model, not a curated record. Gene Ontology annotation, biological process: intracellular signal transduction; phosphatidylinositol phosphate biosynthetic process. Bases 912 to 1520 code for a protein of 202 amino acids. Lineage: Eukaryota; Metazoa; Chordata; Actinopteri; Anguilliformes; Anguillidae. Gene Ontology annotation, cellular component: phosphatidylinositol 3-kinase complex. The transcript is spliced from 3 exons. Gene Ontology annotation, molecular function: 1-phosphatidylinositol-3-kinase regulator activity.
AAAUACACACACACACACAUACACUGGAGCCGUGCUGAAGUCGUCAAAGUUAACGUCGACGUUGUUGCCUAUUUUAAACGGCUUUUUUAGUUCGCUCAUUGAAGCAUUCAAAAUGAUGGCUAAGCCCUUGCGAUUGCUCUUUCUAAAUUCAGUGAGGUGAAGACAAAGGAUCUGUCGGAGUCUUUUGGUGCUCAGAGUUACACUCGGCAUGUCGUCGAACGCGCUUGCCAAUUUAUGGGACAUAGCCGUCUUCAAGGAUUUAUAUUUUUCUGAUUCAUCCAUUUUUUGAGGUGGACGGUUUUGUGGGAAGUCGCAAGUUAGCUGCAGGCAGGUGUCAAUGCCUCAUAAAGGUGUGUGUUGGGUGACCCUUUGUAAGGUGGCUGUGUUUAAUGGCAUCUUCCAUUUCAAGCUGACAUUGUUUCUUCGCAGCAGGAAAUCAAAAAACAAUGUCGCCUCGUGUCGAGUUUUCCUAGUUUAACGUUAGACUACGUCUUCCAGGUAAUAUUCAGUUGGACAUGUCAUUUCUUGUUACGAAUGUUCUGCGUUAGACACUAGGUAUGACAUUAAUAGCCAAAUCAUGUUAGUCGGCUAUCUAACAUUUACUAAACUAGUUUCACAGUUGUACCUAGUUAUAAAACGAAUGAGCUAGGUUCUUGCUAGAUGAUUAACAUACAGUAGCCUAAUCGAGGGUUGUUCUCGUCGUGUGGAUAGAAACGGCUUGCUAACCAUUAGCUAUGCUGAAGAUUUUCCUUACAGGUGAGAGAAUUGGCGGGAACCGGAAUAAAAUUGCAAGGGAAAUAUACAACCAUUUCCAAAUAUCCAACAUAUGUUUGCCCAUUGUGAAGGAUAACGAGCGUUCGGCUGCAGCUGCAUUUGUUGGAUGAGUAUCGCGCAUAUCGCGGAGUUCUCCAAUGACCUGCCAUUCCACGGACUCCACGGAAACCAUAGAGAAUGACCGGAGAUCGGAAACCGAAUCCCGAGUGGCAGAUUCCGAUCAGAAUCGAGUCGCUGCGGCGAUGAGAGAUCUUAAAAAGACAGGGUGGUACUGGGGCAGCCUGACAGCCAAUGAGGCCAAAGAGAUCCUGCAGGACGCCGCGGAGGGGACGUUCCUAAUUCGGGACAGCUCCCAGAGGGACUACCUGUUCACCAUCUCAGCCAUGACCUCCGCGGGCCCCACCAACCUGCGCAUCGAAUACAAGGAGGGGAAGUUCAAGCUGGACUCCGUGGUGCUGGUCAAGCCCAAACUCAAGCAGUUCGACAGCGUUGUGCACCUGGUGGAGCACUACGUCCUCCUGUCCCGGACUUCCUCCAGGGGCAGCGGGGGCGGCGGCGGUGAGCCCCCCCUGGCUCCGCCCACAGGGGCGGUGCAGCUGCUGUUGACCACGCCCGUGUACGCGGUCACGCCCUCCCUGCAGCACCUCUGCCGCAUUUCCAUCAACAAGGCGACCAGACGGGUCCAGGACCUGCCUCUGCCCAAUAGGCUUAAGGAGUACCUAACGGACUACACCUAUCACGUGUGACCUUUCAUUGGUGGAGUUCUCUGGCUCCGCCUCCCCUGUAGCAUCAUGGACGUGCACCAGUGUGCACAUGACAUUUAAAAACUUUUUAUCUGAUCUUUUUUUUUUUCUUUCCAUGUUCUUUUUGUACUGCGAGCAUGCAAGGGAAAAUAUUUUUCAGUUGAUUUUAUAAUGGUGCAAAGUGCAUUUACGAAAUGCAACUGCAAGCAAUAUUUAAGAACUGUUUUGAAAUUCUCUCUUCCUCUUUUCUUCUUAAUAGGUUUCUUCCAAGUUCAAAGUAUUUACAUUGUUAUUUUAAAGCUAAAGACUAAUUGCUUCAGAGAAAUGGUUGUUCAAUAUUCUCCACCCCACUGUUCUUUCUCAGUGCACGUAGCCAUUUAUUUUCUCAGAAAAAGUCCUACCCUAUGAUUAAUGUUUGGUUUGACGUACCAAACAUAGAUAUGUUAUUAAUUGGCCUUGACAAAGUUUCCAUAAUCCUUUUCAGUAAUGCAUCAUGGGUGAAUGACAAUAAAACAUGCAGUAGUUGCAAUGACAUCAGCUUCUUGGCAAAAAAAAAUGACAGUGCAUUUCAGUUACAGCUAAGAUUCAGUAUUGAUUCUGCUCAGUGCACCACAUGGUGUUUGUUUUAAUGAAUAAAUGAGUAUUUUGAUUCUGUUUUGUAGGGAUCUGAAAGUCUGCCUGCUGCAUGUUCAUGUCCUGAUGUAUGUUUAACUUGGUUUAAUGUAAGCUUCUCUGGAUGAUUAUGUUAACAGAAAAAAGCGACUUUCAUACACCAUGACCACCAUUUGAGUGUUUGGAUGUAUUUUGUGAAAUAUAUCACCAUGGUUUUUUUUUUUUUUUUUUCAUUUUUUAUACUUAAAAAAACAAGUCAAGUAUGCUUUAAUGCUGGAGGGAAUGUGUAAAUUUUUUAUACUGCCUCAUUUAAUAGAACUCCCUCCUUUUUCAGA